Suillus subaureus is the source of this 249-nucleotide messenger RNA. RefSeq lists its product as uncharacterized. Gene Ontology annotation, biological process: mRNA processing; regulation of mRNA splicing, via spliceosome. Bases 1 to 249 code for a protein of 82 amino acids. The transcript is spliced from 2 exons. Gene Ontology annotation, molecular function: RNA binding. The record is from RefSeq and is a predicted model, not a curated record. Gene Ontology annotation, cellular component: spliceosomal complex. NCBI's taxonomy places the organism in Eukaryota, Fungi, Basidiomycota, Agaricomycetes, Boletales, Suillaceae.
AUGGGUCUCCUCGACGACCCAAAUCACACCACCCCAGACCCAAAGAAAACGCAAAUAAAUCUGACAGGUUUCCUCACGGCAUCAACGCCCUCGUUCAUUACUACUCUCUGGUCUCUACUGCUGGAGGCUCAGGAGCGUCCCGCAGGUGUGCCACAAACGUUUGUGGAGAAUAAAGAGGAAGUGUGCAAAGCCCGCGAGGGCAACGUGUAUGCCAUAGGCGAGAGAGACAGGAGGAUCCAAGAGAUUUAA